AUGGAAAACAAACGUUCUGCGUUGUCGCUGCCGGAACCCGCGCUCUCGCUCAUCUCCGGGGGCAUUGCGGGAGCGCUCUCGCGGACCGCUGUGUCGCCUGUGGAGCGUGUCAAGGUUCUGCAGCAGGUCCAAGGAUCAACAAACUCUUACCAAGGUGUUUUCCGCUCGGUGCUCCAGAUAUGGCGAGAGGAAGGGUACAGGGGGCUACGGCAGCCUCAGCACAGAAAGCAGACUGGUGGCCGGGACCGUUGCCGGAUUUUUGUCCGUUUUGGUGUCUUAUCCGAUGGAUCUGGUGAAAACGCGGCUUUCUGUGCAGACGGCGCAGCUCAGGAACCUCAAGAGCCGGGCACCGAUCGAGAGGCCGCCGGGGAUGUGGCAGAGUCUCGUGAAUAUCUAUCGCAACGAGGGAGGCAUACCUGCGCUCUACCGGGGAAUUAUGCCGACCUCGUGGGGCGUGGCGCCCUACACGGCUCUCAACUUCACGAUGUACGAGAGCAUGAAGGAGCUGGUGCCCGAGAAACACCGCAAAAACCCAGCAGUCGCGCUCACCCUUGGGGCCAUCAGCGGCGGCGUGGGGCAGACGAUAAUUUAUCCGAUGGACGUUUUGCGUCGGCGGUUUCAGGUGGCGACGCUGGCGGGCGGAGAAAUGGGGUUCCAGUACAAGUCGACGCCGGACGCGCUGGUGCAAAUCGUGCGCAAGGAAGGGUACAAGGGGCUGUACAAGGGACUGCCGGCGAACAUCUGGAAGAUAUGUCCGUCGAUGGCUGUGCAGUGGAUGAGUUACGAUCUGAUAAGAAAUUUGCUUCAGUAGUUGGGGAAAAAGAAAUACAGGCCAACGGGCCAGCCAGCAGCGUGUGA
Molecule: messenger RNA, 858 nt
Organism: Ogataea angusta
Lineage: Eukaryota; Fungi; Ascomycota; Pichiomycetes; Pichiales; Pichiaceae
Exons: 2
Coding region: 1-858 (285 amino acids)
Biological process (GO): transmembrane transport
Source: RefSeq, a predicted model, not a curated record